Messenger RNA from Dreissena polymorpha, 640 nucleotides. Its product is annotated as M-phase inducer phosphatase-like. Gene Ontology annotation, biological process: positive regulation of G2/M transition of mitotic cell cycle; positive regulation of G2/MI transition of meiotic cell cycle; protein dephosphorylation. Lineage: Eukaryota; Metazoa; Mollusca; Bivalvia; Myida; Dreissenidae. The coding region runs from base 1 to 600 and encodes 199 amino acids. The transcript has a single exon. The record is from RefSeq and is a predicted model, not a curated record. Gene Ontology annotation, cellular component: nucleus; cytoplasm. Gene Ontology annotation, molecular function: protein tyrosine phosphatase activity.
AUGACAUCACAUGACCUGAUAGUCGAUGGAUCACGUGGCUACACACUUCCCACAAUCCCUGGUAAACACAGCGACCUCAAAUCCAUCAGCGCAGACACGAUGGCGGAAGUCUUGAAUGGAGUCUACAGCGACCGCCUGCAUAAGGUGACGAUCGUGGACUGUCGAUAUCCGUACGAGUUCGAAGGAGGUCACAUCCGCGGUGCAGUUAACAUGUACACGAGGGACGCUGUAAAUAGUCUCCUGGAGACCCAGACGACAGCAGGGAAACGUCACGUGCUCAUCUUCCACUGUGAAUUCUCGUCCGAGCGCGGACCAAGAAUGUACCGGCACUUGCGCAGUCAGGAUCGAGCCUUGAAUCAGGAUCAUUACCCGAAACUGAACUUCCCGGAAGUGUACCUCCUCCACGGUGGAUACAAAGCCUUCUAUGAAUCCCACGGUGACCUAUGUGACCCCGAUAGCUACACUCCCAUGUUGCACCUAGAUCACUGCGCGGACCUACGUCACUUCCGUGUCAAGUCCAAAACGUGGACCGCCGGUAGUGAGAAAGUCAGCAGCAGGCGACAUCGCAGUCGGAUUUUCCCUUCCGGUCUAGACUUUUAGUAACGUUAGAUAUUAUUUGUACGUGUGCCAUUGUUAUAAC